AUGGACUGGAUGGGCCGGAUCGAGAAAUUCCUGAAGAAAGGGAUAUUAUCCCUCUGGAAGGAGUCGCUCAUUUUUGUCAUUCUCUGGUGGGUAAGCUGGGCCCUUUCCAAAUCCGUCGACUCGCGCUUCGCAUCCCCAGAAGAUCAAGAAAGACUGGUUCAAAUCGGCGAUGUACUGUGGAUGUUGGUGAUUGCAUUGCUGGUGCUCCUCGUCCUCGUUUAUAUAUGUGCGUGUCUCCUAAUGGAUGCCCAGACGAGCAAAUCCAACUCCUGGGUUACGAUCAGGAAGAGCCUUGGAGCAGAAGGAGCACAUCAUUGGCAGGGCCGUCGUCGAUGCCACCAACCCGCAAUUCAGCUGCCCGAGAAUGUGCCGCUGCCUCUACGUCGC
Messenger RNA from Mesorhabditis spiculigera, 387 nucleotides. The record is from the annotation of a GenBank genome assembly. NCBI's taxonomy places the organism in Eukaryota, Metazoa, Nematoda, Chromadorea, Rhabditida, Rhabditidae.